Molecule: messenger RNA, 1275 nt
Organism: Solanum dulcamara
Lineage: Eukaryota; Viridiplantae; Streptophyta; Magnoliopsida; Solanales; Solanaceae
Product: tabersonine synthase-like
Exons: 1
Coding region: 125-1105 (326 amino acids)
Molecular function (GO): hydrolase activity
Source: RefSeq, a predicted model, not a curated record
UUUUAUCUAAAGUUAUUUUAUUCCUUCGAAAAUUUGGCGCAACUCACAGAGAAUUAUAGUUAAAUACUCAAUCAAAUAUUCAGCUAUGGAUUACUCCCACAUCAGAUAAUUCUCCGGUUAUACAAUGGCUUCUGACGACAAUGUGGUAGUCAAAGAAGUCGAAGACUACUUCCGGUUAUACAAAAGCGGCCGCGUUGAGCGUUUCUAUGACGUACACGGCUCCUUCUACAUUCCGCCGUUGCCAGAAAACCCAACUUCCGGCGCUUUAUCCAAAGACAUCACUAUCUUACCCCACGUCUCCGCCAGACUCUAUCUCCCGGAAAAUACCACCACCGGCCAAAAACUCCCCGUCUUAGUUUAUUACCACGGCGGCGGGCUUUGCAUUGAAUCCGCCUUUUUUACUUGGACUCACCGUUACGUCAACUCUUUAGCUUCCGAAUUAAAUGGCGUUGCUGUUUCAGUAGAUUACCGCUUAGCCCCAGAAGUUGAUGUGCCAACGAUUUACGAAGAUUGUUGGACUGCAUUUCAAUGGGUCAUUUCACACGCAGAUGAAAAUUCCUCUAGUACUAAUAAUAAAAACUCGUGGUUAUCAAAUUAUGGUGAUUUUAGUAAAAUGUUUUUAGUUGGGGACAGCGCCGGUGGCAAUAUAGUGUACCACAUGACUAUGAGGGCCGGCAAAGAAAUCUUGAAUAAUAAUACGGUGAAAAUUACCGGAUCGAUUUUUGCGUACCCAUAUUUCUUAAUUCGAGAUAUAGAUAUUGAUGAACAAGGUUUGGCUUAUAAGAUUUGGGUCAAUAUUUGUCCGCCAUUAGAGUCCGGGUUAUUAUCCCCAAUUGAUAGUCCAUUGAUUAACCCGCUUUGUGAAAAAGCUCCUUCUUUAUACGGGUUAGGUUGUUCAAGGAUUUUGGUGUGUAUGGGAAAAAAAGAUGAUGUAAUUCCUUUAGGAAUUGGGGUUCGAUUUGUUGAAGGUGUGAAGAAGAGCGGAUGGGAUGGAAAAUUGAAGUAUCUUGAGGUUGACGAUGGACAUUCCUUUCAGAUUUAUAAACCUGAAUCUGAAGAAGCUAAGCAUAUGAUGAAAUGUUAUGCUGCUUUCAUCCAUCGCUAGUAAAUGUGCUCGCAAAAAGUAUUUUGCGUUCAUACAAAUUCGAAAAAAGAUAGCACCUUCCUGUAGGACAAACAAAAUUUGCUACACCCGUGUGUUGGAUUUGGAAUUUUUUUUUUGUUUGCUUCAAUUAUCUUUUUUAUCUUGAUAUUAAAUUGUUGUCACUGAUCGAU